AUGGCGAGCUGGAUAUUCGUGGCGAUCGUAUGCUGCCUGGUCAGUGGGCUACAGACGCAAACGAACUACUGCACCACAACUUAUUGUAAGACAGGAGUACCGAACGUCGGUUGUAAUCCACCUCCAGCAACCGGUGGUAUUAGUUGCGCCGGCAAGAGUCCGGCCGUAGUGGUAAUGGACUCCAAUCUGCAGAGUUUGAUUCUUUCCGAGCACAACACACGUCGAUCGAAGUUUGCCCUAGGUCAGUUGGCGCCGUGUGCAUCCUGUCCAUCGUUCCUGCCAGCGAAAGCAAUGCCUACGAUUACCUGGGAUACGGAACUGGCAAACCAAGCAGGCAACAAUGCUCGUAGCUGCGUCUAUGGACACGAUCGUUGUCGUAAUACGCCUGUGUACGCAUGGGCCGGACAGAACAUUGCCAUGUCACAGUUUUACGGCAUGACCAAAACCACUUCCCAACUUGUUCUGGAGGGUAUCAAUGGCUGGUGGAGCGAAUACAACGUCACCACACAAACUCAGCUGGACGGCUAUCCAUCGGGUUAUACGGGACCUGCAAUUGGACAUUUCACCCAGAUGGUGAGCGAUCAAACUGACAAAAUGGGAUGCGCUAUGCAGUACUGGUUGGAUGGACAGUGGAAAACGUACUAUUUUGUCUGUAACUAUGCCGUCACGAACGUCGUCAGUCGUCCGGUUUACAAGAACGGAACGUUUGCUUGUACUACGGGACGCAACCCGAUUUCAACAAUGAACGGACUGUGCUCAACGGCCGAAAAAAUUGUCCCUGUGUACAACUAA
This is a messenger RNA of Anopheles marshallii, 792 nucleotides long. RefSeq names its product antigen 5 like allergen Cul n 1-like. The transcript is spliced from 3 exons. Lineage: Eukaryota; Metazoa; Arthropoda; Insecta; Diptera; Culicidae. The record is from RefSeq and is a predicted model, not a curated record. The coding region runs from base 1 to 792 and encodes 263 amino acids.